AUGACACUUGAUUUUUUCACAAGUUUGGGUUCACUACUUGAAACAAUAUGUAAAGCUAGUAAUGUUGAUGAUGCUGAUCAUACUUUUGAACGUUUGCCUGAUUGUCUCGUCAUUGAUAUUCUUAGUAGACUUCCAUCACAUUCUUUUCUUAGAUGUCGAUGGGUUUGUAGGCAUUGGAGAACCUUAUUAGUCUCAUCACAAGACUCUUUUACCAAUAUACAUGAUCUAUCUAGACAUACUAGACCUAUGUUUCUCAUACGUGAUGAUUUUGCCAAGCAUGAUUUCGCGAAGCAUGGACAGGAUCUUUUUGUUUAUGGUGAAAAUGAAAACAAGAAGAUUAAGAAGAAGAACAAGGUUGCGUUUGAAAAACUUCAUCUCAAACCUGAGCUUAUGAUUAAUAAGAACUCGAAAGAAGAACCUAAUCUUUUAUAUUCUUGUGAAGGAGUUCUUAUGUUUGCUUCAUCGAGGUGGAAAUCUACUUAUUAUAUUGUCAACCCUAUAACACAAGAAGAAUUAACACUACGAUGUACACUUCAUCCACAUUUCGUAUGUGCUCUGUAUUUUUGUCCCUACACAAGACAAUUCAGAAUUCUUUUUGCAGAAGUACAAGGAACUUCUUGUCAGUAUUUCGUACAUAUUUUAAAGAUGCACAAGUGUAAGGAAAUUCAUUCAUCAACCUCUUUCAACUUUUUGUCAAAAAAUGGCAAUCCUGCAGUUGUUAAUGGAGCAUUGCAUUGGAUAACCUUUCACGAUUUAAAAAGAAAAAAAAUUGCUCCUUGUGAAAACGGAAUUAUGGUUUUCAGAAUGGAUAAAGAAGAGUUGUUUACUAUGCCUCAUCCUGUAAGUAAUCACAAUGUUUGUAACUCAAAACAAGCGCAUUUAGCUAUGACACUUAUGGUGAAGGAUGAUCGUUUAUGUUUCUGUAACAUGCUUAUCCCCUGGUAUAUCGUGGAUAUGUGGCUCUUGGAGGACUAUGAGACGCAGUCAUGGAUCAAACGGUACAAGAUUAAUCUCUUGAAUGAGAAGAUUUUUCCUUUUGGUAAGCGUCUCAGUGAAAUUAGAAUCAGGUGUGCGUGGGAUCUAAAGUUUUUGUACAUCCAAGAAGGUGAACUUUUGAUUCACUUGUAUGUUGAUUAUGAGUUGUAUCUUUAUAAUUUAGAUCGUAGAACAGUGAAGAAACUUGAAUUGCCGCGAGGAAAAAUGCUGUCCUAUACUGAUUGUAAGCUUUAUCAUAAGAGUUUUCUGGCAAUAGUCUAAGUUUAGUGUAUUUCCUACAACUUUAU
Messenger RNA from Solanum stenotomum, 1283 nucleotides. Its product is annotated as F-box protein At3g07870-like. Bases 1 to 1257 code for a protein of 418 amino acids. Gene Ontology annotation, molecular function: protein binding. The record is from RefSeq and is a predicted model, not a curated record. The transcript has a single exon. Lineage: Eukaryota; Viridiplantae; Streptophyta; Magnoliopsida; Solanales; Solanaceae.